Messenger RNA from Xyrauchen texanus (razorback sucker), 512 nucleotides. It is a transcript of the gene lsm5, whose product is annotated as LSM5 homolog, U6 small nuclear RNA and mRNA degradation associated. Gene Ontology annotation, cellular component: U4/U6 x U5 tri-snRNP complex; Lsm1-7-Pat1 complex; U6 snRNP. Gene Ontology annotation, molecular function: RNA binding. NCBI's taxonomy places the organism in Eukaryota, Metazoa, Chordata, Actinopteri, Cypriniformes, Catostomidae. Gene Ontology annotation, biological process: mRNA splicing, via spliceosome. The coding region runs from base 35 to 310 and encodes 91 amino acids. The record is from RefSeq and is a predicted model, not a curated record. The transcript is spliced from 5 exons.
CCCCGUCGAGCGAUUGUUCAGGUCUGUUUUCUAAAUGGCGGCAGUCACGGUUACGAAUCCUUCUCAGCUGUUACCACUCGAACUGGUGGACAAAUGCAUCGGUUCUCGCAUUCACAUCGUCAUGAAGAAUGAUAAGGAGAUUGUUGGAACCCUGCUUGGGUUCGAUGACUUCGUCAAUAUGGUGCUUGAAGAUGUCACAGAGUUUGAAAUCACGCCAGAGGGCAGAAGAAUCACAAAACUUGAUCAAAUUUUGCUGAAUGGCAACAACAUUACAAUGUUGAUUCCAGGAGGAGAAGGACCAGAAGUCUAAAAAACACCAACCUCAAAAUGAAAAUACAAUUUAUGUUCAUGUUUCAUGGAAGAUUUCUGUAAAAUGAUCAGUUCUUGUUUUCAUGGUUUUCAAUUAAUUGUAUUCAUUCUUGUGAAGUUUUCACAUUAGUGCUUUUAUUUUUAUUAAGGAAUCCAAAAAGUUCUUGUAAACAUUUGUUCAUUAUUAAAGUAAAAUGACUGUC